UACUACCUACAUGCUACCUACUAUCAUAACCCUAUACCAUCUACAUAACUAUUACAUACCUACUACCUACUUACCAACUACUACACACCAUGCCCGACCCCCAACCCCAACCCCAAAUCCAAAUCCAAAUCCACCACCGCUGCUCCUCCCCAACGGGCCUCUCCUCCGUGACCACCCUGCUGACCACCCCGACCUCCUCCCUCCUCAUCGACCCUCCGUUCCUCCUCUCCGACGCCCACGCCACCCUCGCCUGGCUCCGCACGCUCACCACGCCCCUCAGCCCCCUCAAAGCCAUCUUCAUCACCCACCACCACCCGGACCACUUCUUCUCCGCCAACCCCAUCCUGGCCGCCUUCCCCGCCGCCAAAUUCUACGCCGCGCCCUACGUCCGCGCCCGCAUCGACGCCGAAUACGCCCAGAAGGUCCCCUACUGGGCCAAAGUCCUGGGCCAGGAGAACAUCCCCGCCGCGCCGCAGCGGCCGGCGCCCUAUCCGUUCUCGUUCUUUUUGCUGGGUGAGGAGCAGGAGCCGGUGUUUUUGCUGGGACCCGUGGUGGGCGAUUGUGUGGAUCAGACGGUGUUUUGGAUCCCUGGGGUGAGGGCCGUUGUUGCGGGGGAUGUUGUGUUUGGGAGGAGUGUGCAUGUUUGGCUCGAAGAAACCGAAACCCCCGCCCUUCUCUCAUCCUGGCACUCGACCCUCAACCUAAUAGCGAGCCUCAAUCCCGUACACAUCAUCCCAGGCCACAUGGAAGCCGGAUGGGAGCUCGAUGCGGAAGCUGAUCUCGCGCACACGCGUCGAUAUCUGGACCUGUUCGCGGAGAAAGUCUUCCCGGGUGCGAGUGGAAAUGGCAAUGCGAAUGAAAACAGCAAUGAGAAUGGCAACGUGAAUCGAAACGACAAUAACAACGUACCAACCAAACCACCUGUCCGCGAACUAUACGAGUUCUUCGAGAGGGCAUUCCCCGAGUGUCGCGAGAACAAGGACUUCUUUCUAGGCCACCUGGCGAAUCAGUUCGGGGAGGGGGGCAAGGUGUGGGAGGAGAAUAGACAUCCCGAGGUGGUGAGCGGGAGGACGGUGGAGGGGUUGAGUGGGUUUUUGCUGGGUUGAGUUCGGGGUUGAGGUUGAGGUUGAAGUUGAGGUUGAGGUUGG
Aspergillus heteromorphus CBS 117.55 is the source of this 1148-nucleotide messenger RNA. RefSeq names its product Metallo-hydrolase/oxidoreductase. The transcript has 2 exons. Bases 90 to 1106 code for a protein of 338 amino acids. Lineage: Eukaryota; Fungi; Ascomycota; Eurotiomycetes; Eurotiales; Aspergillaceae. The record is from RefSeq and is a predicted model, not a curated record.